Messenger RNA from Soboliphyme baturini, 111 nucleotides. NCBI's taxonomy places the organism in Eukaryota, Metazoa, Nematoda, Enoplea, Dioctophymatida, Soboliphymatidae. The record is from the annotation of a GenBank genome assembly.
AUGCAGGGAGAGACCAAAGGACCAACCUUCUCAGAAGAACUUGGAGUUGCGGUUGAAACUUUGAAAGAUGGAUUCACUCUGAAAGACCUUUGGGAAAUCAAUCUGGAUUGA